UGCAUCAGGAACAUGCAUGCCAGGUAGUGUCAGCUCAGGCCAGGGAGGAGGGAGAAAUCUUGAUGGAUGACUGCCCAAAAUAACUUACUGAUGAUUGCUGUGUGUUUGUAUAUGCCCACCACGCCAGAUUAGUCAACAGCUAUAUGACCUGUCAUAAAUCUGUAGGAUCUCAUAUUAAUGUGACGUAGUGUUGGAGGUUAUCUUUUAUAAUUGUUCCUCCAUUUAAGUGCCACCCUUUUCUAAAAAUAUCAUCAAAACUAUUGGCUGUUGUCAUAGAGACAUAGUUUAGGCUGUUUCAGCGGUGGAUCAAUUGGGCCCAUUGCACAGGUUGCAGCAUUGCCUAGGAAACGUGGAGCGGAGAACCCAAAACUUGAUCAGUUCUGUACUUACUAUGAUGUAGAAAUCAAUCAAUUAAAGUGGAACAUCUCACAGUCAGGGGGCAAGUAAUGCAUGCUCACGGGAUGCAGCUUGCUUCAUUGAUUUUCGGGCAAUUGCUACCAAGAGCUGGUUAGAGGAUGGUAUUUAGAGCUGAGCUUUGCUCACUUUUUUUUUUUUUAUUGAGGGCUUGGUUCCAUUUAUAUCUUGGUGAAGUAAAAGUGGUAGGGAUUUGAAGGGGGGAGAUCCCCUGAGUUUGCUCCCAGACAAAUAAUCUGGCAACUUUAUACAACUUAUCAAUAGAGGAUGAACCAAGUAGCAGUAUAUGUAGCACGAUAGGAUGACACUUGCUGGCGGUUAGAUAUGGAUAUUUCCUGAAUCACUAGUUAGUAUUUGAGUUGAUUAAUCAAAUCUGUGUGAGCACUUUGUUUGUUAAAGGGAGUAGGCAAACCAUAUGCUUUUCAGCCGACAGACCUUUAUUGGAUGUAUGAAAAGUUUCCAGUAGAAGAGGCAGUUAUUACUCGCAAUUACUAUAGACUGAAAAAAAAUCCAGGGUACUUAGCGAGAGUUGUAGUUGUGGAGGAUGUAAAGAGUACCAGGGGUUUGCAAUUUAAUAUUUUCCAUGCAAAAAAGGGGCCAGAUAUCAACCCAUUUGCAGGUGUAAAUUUUCUUGUGUGGGUGGUGGAUAUUGCUGUGUUGGAAAACGGCAAGUCUGAUAAAGAAAGAUAACUACCACAGCACAGGAGGUAAAUACUGGAAGUGGGAAACAUGGACCAGUAUAAUUUAACUUUCACCACAUGUCCUGAAGUGGCCAGGAUAGUCCAGACAGAGACCACUAUUACCCUUCACUUUCUAACUCCCAUACGGAAAGAUGGGUGUCGGCUGGCCAUGCCUCAGGGAAUCAGGACGGAUCUGGCCAUGGAGUACCCUGGGAGCAGGACCGAGGAUAACAUGACAGGACGCUAUAAUAUCACCUCAGGCUCAGGGAUACAAAAUGGCACACACAGUGGAGGGAUGGAGGACAAGAUGACAGUUGUUGCUGUCAGCACAGCCGUGGCGUCGCUAGCUUGUGUGGCAUUUCUGGUGAUGCUGUGUGCCUGGUGUUUUGGGCGUGGAGAUGAGGAAGAAUAUGAGCCCAUAGAACCCAAGGAAAUGGAAGCAGGAGGAACCAUGCCUGCAAAACCAAAAAAACUGUCAUGGAAAGAAAGAUUUUUGUUUGGAAAAAGUCCGGUGAUAAUGAGAAGCACAAUAAAUGUCCCAGAAGGGCGGUGUCACAUCACUGUGUGGUUUGAGAAGCCAGCUGAUAAGCAGAUGACAAUAGAAAAUGUCCAGCCAGACCCUCAGGCACCUAACAAUGUCAAUGACUCAGUAGGGUACAGUAAAAACAGGGGACAGAUACAGCGCCAGUUCAGCAUGCAGCAAGGUGGGAAUGGCAACUUUUCACGUGGCAGCAGCCUGGAGCACCAAGGUGCUCUACAGGCCAGCAGCUCCAGAAACUUUCUGGACGAUCCAGAUGAGGAUCACAAACUGGGCCGCAUACAAUUUAGCAUCGGCUAUGAUUUCAAUGAGAACACUUUGAUAGUGAAAGUAAUGCGAGCCACAGACUUGCCAGCUAAGGACUUCACGGGGACUAGUGACCCCUAUGUCAAAGUGGUCCUGCUGCCUGACAAAAAACACAAAUUGCAAACCAAAAUUAGGAAACGGUCUCUCAACCCACACUGGAAUGAGAUAUUCUGCUUUGAAGGUUUCCCAUACAACAAGGUAGAGAGCAAGCUACUAAUGCUACAGGUUAUUGACUUCGAUAGAUUUAGUAGAGAUGAUGUGAUAGGGGAAGUAAUAGUACCCCUCAGUCAGAUCAACUUGGCAUCAUUCCCUGCAUUUUGGAGAUAUAUCCAGCCAUCUAGUAAAACUAGAGGCAAACUAGGAGAGCUGAUGGUUUCUAUAUGUUACACUCCCACACCAGGUAGAAUACAGGUAGAAGUUGUCAAAGCUAGAGAUUUGAAGGCAAAAGAUGUGGGAGGUUCUUCAGAUCCUUAUGUAAAAAUAUGGUUAAUGCAAGGAGGCAAGAGGGUAGAGAAGAGAAAAACCACUGUCAAGUGGAGAAAUUUAUCUCCUGUGUUUAAUGAAUCAUUUAGCUUUGACGUACCUCUUGAAAAAAUAAGAGAUACUAGUUUAGAAGUUUCAGUCAUGGACUUUGAUAAAAUGACUAGAAAUGAACUGAUAGGAAAAUUUUUGUUAGCAUCAAGAAGCGGCCCAAUAGAACAAAAGCAUUGGAGUGAAAUGAUGCAGAAACCAAGACAAGCUGUUGCACAGUGGCACUUGUUGAAGGAUUAGGUAGCGGAAUUCAAGACGAGCUGUUGUACAGCUGCACUUGUUGAAGGAUAAAGGACAAGAAAGGCCAAGGAAGGUUGUUGAAAAGACUCGACAGGCUUUUGAAAAGGGGCUACAGCGUCAGGGAGUCAAAAGUACAGAGAUGUAGAUUCAGAAUUUCACAUUUUUUGAGAGCAAAGAUAAAGAGCAAUGUGAAACACAGAUAGUAUAUAAAUUUAUUUGUAAUACAGCAUUUUUUCAAUGAGAAGUUUUCAGUAUGAAUGAACUGAUACCUGUAUUUAUGAAGAAACUAUCUCAUAAAGUUUGAUUGGAACGAUUUGUUCUGAUAAGGAAUUUUUUGUCAUGCCCAAGUAUUCAGAUUAUUGUAUUAAUCUGAUUAGUGAAUGACUGUUACAGGCAAUAAUGCAGAGGAAGCUAGAGGAUAAUCAGUGGAGGUAAAGAUCUCAUGUUUAUUGGGCCAAAGAGCUGUUUUUUAACACUCACUGAUAGAUAAAAAAGAGACACUGAUAGAUUUUAUCUUCACUGAAAUGUUUCUAAAGAAAUGUUUCUGUUACUGUACUUGCACUGCAUAAGCAAUUUGAGUAAAAUGUUCUGGUACAAAAUUGAGAAAUAUGUUCUGUAACCUUCUAAUUUAACGGAAGAUUCCAAACAUAGAUGUUCCACAUACCUAUCACAGAGCCUAUUUUAGAAAUGUAUGAGUAGAUGGAAAAGUUUGGGUAAUCUUUAGCAGUCACAUUCAACUCAAAGAUGUAUAAAGUUUGGCAGUUUUAAGUACACAGAGCUGCAUUGGUUCAGAGAACCAUGCAUGUUUCUAUCUUGGUUGUGUAUUGAGUUAAAAUGGUGUUUCUCUUAAUGUCUUAUUGUACCUUAGCUAAAAAAAGAUUGUUUUCAGGAUGGAAGUUGGCCUUGAAUUGUUUUCAGUGUCCUGUCACGUCAGAUGUCUAUAAAACGGACACGUCCCAGCUGUCAAAGGCAUUUACCUCAGCAGAUGAGCAUAUGAAGUGGUCCUUUUUCCAUGGGCAGAAUAAAGCCAUCCAAACCUUUCAUCUAUUUAUGAACCAUAAAGCCAUAAAAAUCUCCUUUUAGGGAUUUUAAGUUUUAUCUAAUGGACAUGUUAUUGAUUUCUAAUUUCUUCUAUUAAGAUUCUGUUUAUUAUCACCCAUGUAAUGCAGUGAAUGUGGCCAUUUCCACCCACAGAUAACUCACUUAUAUUUAAGUCUUGAUCUUUUUUUUUCCACUGGAGCUGCUAAUUCUAAGUGAUUUCAUUAAAUAGAUAUGUAUUUAAUAGAAAUAUUUGCAUUGCAUCAUUCAGCAUGUUUGUUCUUCAAAGGCACCUGCUCUCUCUGGAAACUGCUUAUCAGUUUAAAAAAAUUGGAAGAAAUCCAAUACUGCUGCAGUUGCCUUUGAGAUCAAUUAGGAGAAAUAUAAAUGAGUAAUGUAACGAAGUAUAAAGCUGCAUAUAAAGAAAAUUGAUUGAAAUUAUGAGUAUUUGUUAAAUGCUGUAUUUGUUAGAAGUGAUGGCUGUACAGCUCACUAAAUGCUUUUAGUUUUAAUUGUUAAGUCUAAUCAAUUCUUUGAUUUCAGUAAUAUGUUGAAGUUGUCAAACACUUCCUGCAGUCCUAAUUUAUGCAUAGAAAAGGUACAGUUAUGAAAACUAAACAAGUGCUUGACAAUGCAGUAUCAUGGUCCAUCUUUGUAUCUGUAUCCAAUUUGAUAGUUAUUUUAAUAGGAUCAUCCUGUUAUGGCCAGUUUGUGACAAAACCUGUCAUAAUCAGUAUUGUAUAAAAUAUAACAAAAUGUUGAAAUUUUGUAUUAUGGAAAACCACUUGUGAAGACAUUUGAUAUUAAUAUCAAAGUGAAUAUUUUGAUUCAUCCAGUUAUGAUAUACUGAGAUUACUAAAAAAUUUAAUCUAAUACUGGAUCCUGUGUUAAAAAGGAGAUCAUGAAGUUUGGACCUUAUCAUAAGGUCUUCUUCAGAUAAACAGGUUUUGAAUUGUCAGUGGUGACAGGAGGUGACGCUCUGAGGUGGGUGUCUCACAAUGCCCGAUCAUACAGACGUGGUAGUUGGUAUCUCAAGCUACUGUGCUUGUUGUGGGUGGGUUGUUCAAUCCACUCAUGAAUGGCUUCUUUCACAGCUUGUCUGAACCAGUCAUCUUUAUUGAGGAUCACAAAGUUCUUCAUGUCAAAACUAACACAUCUUUGGGACCUGGCCCUGGGAGACAUCCUGUGCAGAGCUCCACCAUGGGUCACCAGUGACAAUUCAAAAUCAGCUCACCUGAAGAAGACCUUGCAAUAAGGUUAAAAUGUCUUGAUCCCCAUUUCAAUGUACAUGUAAGAUCCAAUGUUAGGUUUAAUUUUCUCAUAACCUCAACAUUUGGUAUGGUUUACAACAGUUAACUACCCUUCUAUAAAUUUAAGAUGUGUAGUUCCAAAACAUCUUCAUUUCAGUCUGUGUAUUUUUUUUCCACGAUAGAAAUUGAUUGUCAGUUCAGCUUCUCUUUCAUGAGCAACCUCUAGCAUAUUUCUGGCUGCUGUUUCACAUUCCUCACCUUUGACUAGGUUGUGAUAUUGUGUUAGAUGUGACAUUUAUGUCUCUUCUCACAUUCUUACUUCAGUGAGAACAAUGGAAAUCUAUAUUUUAUAGUAUACCACUUAAAAUGUUGUUAAGGUGUACAAAGGGUACAGUCAUCAGUUGUGUUAUCAUGUACAAGUGUAAGUCACUUUAGUUAGAAAUUUUCAUACAAAAUGUAAAAAAAGGAAGACAGUUAUGGUGCACAUAAAUAUGAAAAAUAAAAUGAUCAGUCAAGCUGGUUUUCAAAAUAAAAGUGGUUUUCUGCAGGCUAGAAACCGCAGUAUGGUACUGUACAGAGUGCUACUUUCUGUUACAGUUCCUAGUUGCUCUGAUUUUACCAAAUGUUGUUAGGUGCUGCAAUUAUUAAAGUUUUUGAUAAGCUGGCAAAAUUAAUACUUUUUGCUGAAAAUGAAUAGGUAUUAAGACAUUUUAUUGAUUUUGUGGUAAACUUAUGUUGCUGUUGCUGUGGUAUGGAAUCAUUUCUAUAUCAUGAGCAAUCACUGUAAAUUAAGAAAACUGUCGCAGAGUGUAAACUUACUUGACUGUGCAACUUUCAAGUUAAAUACUGUUGCAUUUUGUUUAAUUAUAAAUCUAUUUAAUUAUAGAAGUUGAAGACAAGUUACAGGUGUGCAGAUCUGUUACAGUGUUGUUAUUGUCAUAUUGUCAUAGUGCACAGUAUUUAUAUAAAUAUAUAUAACUUGAUAUGUUACUAUGAUUAUUGCCCAAGAUGUCUUGCAUACAGAUAUGAUGACAAUAAAAAAGAAAAUGUCACAAAA
This is a messenger RNA of Lingula anatina, 6054 nucleotides long. RefSeq names its product synaptotagmin-7. NCBI's taxonomy places the organism in Eukaryota, Metazoa, Brachiopoda, Lingulata, Lingulida, Lingulidae. Gene Ontology annotation, molecular function: calcium-dependent phospholipid binding; calcium ion binding; phosphatidylserine binding. Gene Ontology annotation, biological process: vesicle fusion; calcium ion-regulated exocytosis of neurotransmitter. Gene Ontology annotation, cellular component: plasma membrane; synapse; axon. The record is from RefSeq and is a predicted model, not a curated record.